Porites evermanni is the source of this 672-nucleotide messenger RNA. The record is from the annotation of a GenBank genome assembly. NCBI's taxonomy places the organism in Eukaryota, Metazoa, Cnidaria, Anthozoa, Scleractinia, Poritidae.
AUGCCACCUCGCAGAGCUGUUCUAAUAAUCGUCUGCCUUUGGAUUUAUGCCAUCAUUUGGGCCUGUCUUCCUGUGAUGGGAUGGAAAGAAAAUCUCCCGACUAUUUAUAAUGGCAAUUGCUAUUUCGUAUCUACAGGAGAAUACAAUAUCAUAGUGAAUAUCAUCAAUUUCCUACUUCCAAUGAUAUUUAUGGCCGUAUUCUGGUUACUUAUCUAUGCAAUCGUUCAGCAACAUCGCAAAAGAGUUCUGAAAAUAGAGAGAAGCCUUUCUCUAAACACCAACGACUCGUCGAAUUCCAGCAACCUGAACUACAACGUUGAAGGCACUCUAAUGAAUUCCCCUGCACAUGGAAGAAACGAAAGAAGGGACAAAAAGAAGAUGCGGCGAAAUGUCCGACGCUCACGGUACAUUGGUUUUAUUGUAGUCUUGUUUUAUUUUUGCUGGUUGCCCUACGUAACAUUAAGUAUGAUAGGUAACUUGUGCAUGUCCUGUCCCGCUAUUAACCUCGCACUCGUUGACGCAUUUCUCGUACUCGGUUUCAUGAAUUCUGCGCUGAACCCUUUCUUGUACCCCUUUCAUGACAAACAUUUUAAGGAAGCAUUCAGGGACAUGUGGAAGAAAGUGCGGUACAAACUAUUCCGUAAAAUGUUCCGGAAUAAAAACGAAGAUUAG